This is a messenger RNA of Arachis duranensis, 762 nucleotides long. Its product is annotated as putative pentatricopeptide repeat-containing protein At4g17915. The record is from RefSeq and is a predicted model, not a curated record. Lineage: Eukaryota; Viridiplantae; Streptophyta; Magnoliopsida; Fabales; Fabaceae. Gene Ontology annotation, molecular function: protein binding. The transcript has 3 exons. The coding region runs from base 1 to 762 and encodes 253 amino acids.
AUGAUUAAUGGGCUGCGUAAGAAUGGAUAUGUUAACAAUGCUAUUAUGUUGUUCAGGAACUUGCAACGGCAUAGAUUCAUUCCUGAGUGUAGGCAGUUUGACGAAGCGUUAGAGAUCUUGCAUGAGAUGAGGAGUAAAGGGUACACUUUCGAUGGCUAUGCAUACUGCACAGUGAUUGCUGCGCUGAUAAAGAUCGGGCGGAUUGAAGAGGCAGAUGAAAUCGUCAGGCUGAUGCAGCAUAGUGGAAGAUUAGAUGAUGCCAUGAAGUUACUUGGCGAGAUAGAGAAAGAAGGUCUGGAAUGCGAUCAAUAUACACACACGAUUAUAAUUAAUGGAUUGUGCAAGGCAGGAAACUUUUUAGGUGCAAAACAGCAUUUGAUUUAUAUGAACUCACUGGGGUUUGGUUAUAAUUUGGUUGCACAUAACUGUAUUCUUCAUGGAUUGGGUAAAGCAGGUCAUAUUGAUCAUGCAAUGAAAUGGUUCGAAUCGAUGGAAGUUAAAGACUCUUUCACGUAUACCAUCAUAGUGCACAACCUUUGUAGGGCUAGAAGGUUCCUUUGUGCCUCCAAGAUCAUGGUUUUGUGUCUAAAUUCUGGGUUUCGGAUCUUAAGGGCUACUCAGAGAGCUGUUAUUGAUGGUCUUUGUAGUAUAGGAUAUACAAAUGAAGUCAGGAAACUCAAGCUUAAACUACGAGUGAUUCGACUAUUACAUGUUAAAUCGCAGUUGAUGUUUGAGUCUUCAGAUAUUAUAAUACUUUGCUGA